Molecule: messenger RNA, 450 nt
Organism: Rotaria sp. Silwood1
Lineage: Eukaryota; Metazoa; Rotifera; Eurotatoria; Philodinida; Philodinidae
Source: the annotation of a GenBank genome assembly
AUGCGAAAAGAUUAUUUAAUCUAUCCUUCUAUGAUUAAAGCUCAAUCAGGAAUUAUAUGGUCGUAUGAAAAUUCAACUGAUAUAUCUAUUUUUGAUGAUACUCAUCCACUUUACAUAUCAUCUAAUAAAUGUAAUAGUUCAUCAUUUUGUCUUUGGUAUAUAUCACCAUUAUGGCAAUUUAAUGAUGUUGAUCAUAGACAAUAUGCAUUUAUGGGUGAAUUAAAUAAAUGGACUUCUGUUAGUCGACAACGAAUUAAUUCAAUAGAUAUUAAUUUCGAUCAAAGUCAAACAGCAAUUACUAUUAAAGGAUCACCUGGUGAAAUAAUUCCAUUAACUGUAUAUCAUACUGCAUUUGGUAUUCGUUCAUUACCAUGCUAUAUUUCACCUCCUACUGGUCAAGCACUUAUGGUAAUUCAAUCGUUUCAUAUUUCUUGUACGGAAAUAAAUUAA